Messenger RNA from Dicentrarchus labrax (European seabass), 1262 nucleotides. It is a transcript of the gene fgfr1op2, whose product is annotated as FGFR1 oncogene partner 2. The record is from RefSeq and is a predicted model, not a curated record. The transcript has 6 exons. Bases 225 to 899 code for a protein of 224 amino acids. Gene Ontology annotation, biological process: response to wounding. NCBI's taxonomy places the organism in Eukaryota, Metazoa, Chordata, Actinopteri, Moronidae.
CCUUGUUUUUGCAUAUUAUCGUGUAGAGUUAGCUGUAGCCGCUCCACUCAUCUCGAGACUGACUUUACAACAAACGAGUGGAGAUAGAGACACAUAUUUGUGUUUUACAGAGGAGUAGUGCUGCACCACAACCUCUACUUGUAGCUCCUCGAUGGGGACGAAGUAGCCUGGAGCUAAUGUUAGCCGCUAACAUCAACAGGAAGUAGCGGACUAGCUAAAUUCCAAUGGCUUGCACUUUGAGUUCUCCAGGCAUGAACUGUACCUUAGAGAAGGUCCUGGCUGAUGCCAAAUCAUUAGUGGAAAGGCUUCGUAACCAUGACAACGCUGCUGAGAUGUUAAUCGAACAGACGACAUCGCUCAACAAGCGAGUGGAUGCCAUGAAACAGUACCAGGAGGAGAUUGACUCAUUGAACCAGGUCGCACGACAUCGUCCCCGUUCUAGUCUGGUUCUGGGAAUCCAACAAGAGAACCGCCAGAUCAGAGAGCUCCAGCAGGAAAACAAAGAGCUACGGACGUCGUUGGAGGAACACCAGUCUGCGCUAGAGCUCAUCAUGACCAAAUACAGGGAGCAGGUGUUCAGGCUCCUCAUGGCCAGCAAGAGGGACGACCCCACCAUCUUGACCCAGCUGAAGGAGCAGCACACCACGGAAAUGCAAGCACACAUAGACAAGAUCAAUGAGAUGGCCUCUGUGAUGAGGAAGGCGAUAGAGGUGGACGAGGGGCGGACAUGUGAAGACGAGGAGAGGAUUAAACAGCUAGAGCUGGAGAACAGCGGACUCCGAGAGCUGCUGGGAAUCAGUCGCGAGGCUUUCCUGAUCCUGAAGAGAGAAGACGCAUCAGAGAGCACGUCACUGUCGCCGCUGCUGACCAGCGCUGACGUCAGCUUACGGAAGAGUUAGAGAGCCCGUGGCGACUGCCCCCCUCCCCCUACUGCUGCCACUACUGUGUACAGUGUGUACAGUCUGUUGCCACAUACCACUAGACCUUUCACCCUGCAGAUUCUUCCAACGAUCGACCUUCCCCUGAAGCAUUUACAGCAUGAUGGUCCAGAGCUGCAUCCCCGACCGGUGAUUCACACACAAGCAGUGUGCACAUACAUCCUUCUCUCUUUUUUGUUGUUUUUUUUUUGUUGUUGUUGUUGGUACUUCUGUUAUGUUUGCUUUUUUUUUGCCAGCAUGCAUGAGUCUGUGGUGUCUGCAAGGUUUUAAUGUGUGAAUGGGUAAAAGAAGGGCUUGAGUUAAAAUAAACCUGUAAACAUGAAA